AUGCCCGGAGUAGUCAUGGAGAAUGUCAACCUCGAGGGAUCUCUCCGACGGCCUGACCUCGACGAGUCCAGAAACGGCGCGCCUAAUUUCGAGAAUGCCAAUAAGUCUGGUCAUCACUUGGACUUGAAUGGAUCAUCAGCCCAUGUCAACGGUGCAUUGACCGGGGUCGCGACGUCGAACCAACAGCCAACAACCAUCGGAGACAAGGCAGGGGAAAUCGUGCCAACGACGCCGUUCGAACUCCCCCAUAUCACUCAAGGAUUUUUCCCGUUCGGGACUCUGGUGAACCGCUCAGCACAGGAAUGUUGGAAUGAGCUUUCGGAGUUGAUCGCAGAAUUAGCUGCGAUACAUGUGCCGGCCUCAGGUGGCUCAGUUAUAACCAACGGGAAACCAGCCGUUAAUCAGUCAUCGGAAAACGUGCACAAGAAAUUGCGAAUUCUGGACUUCGCUCAUGCCAAGAGAGCCGAGUUUAUUAAACUGCUAGUGCUCUCUCAAUGGAGUCGACAAGCUGCAGAUGUCAGCAGACUCAUUGAUAUCCAGGGGUUCAUUCGUACACGACACCAGUCAUACGAUGCAGCUCUCCAGUAUGUUGGUGAAGUGAAAAGAGAUCUCGUUCGAGCACAAGUCGCAAAUCCGGAUUUAAAAACGGCUGUGGAGGUAUUGUCAAAGGGACGAGUAACUUCCUUGCCAGACCUCGGCUACAAACCCCGCAAACGACUAACAGCGCAAGCGACUCACAAAAAGCUACUUAAGCUUGAUCGGAUUAUCAGCGUGCGACUCGCAUUACACGACUCCGUGCCGCCCCCAAUGCGAAAUUACCGAGUCCAUGAUGGACGAGUUACAUUCACGGUCCCUGGUGAAUUUGAGCUUGAUCUCUCAGUCGCAGAAGAGUCAAGAGACUCGCAAUUCUUUUUCGUUGAUAUUCGCUUCCUGUUCUCACCAUCAUCACCCAUUCCCAAAGGUCGAGUGUUCAACGAGCUUGACGGCAAAGUCAACACUCUGCUUCGUGCUGAUGGUUUAAUGGGAUGCUUCCAAUUCCUUCAUGGUCUUGUUCUUACGAACAAGAUCAACAUACUCUUCAAGCAAUCCAUGGAACUUUCUCGGGGGCUCUGGGCGGAUUCUCUGCGUAUUGAACUACUACAUCGAACACUUGUCGUUCAGUAUUGGGCUCAAAGAUCAGGGCCGAAGAGCUGGCUCGAAAUCGGAGUUAAGAGCGGUACUUGCGGUCGCAGCUCGAGCGACAAAAGGUCAGGGACAUCCCAAAUUGGCAUUCGAUGGAUGCGUGACGGUCAGCCGGUCAGCAUCGAUGCUAUAAGAUUCAACCCAGAUGAGCUCUCCAUGAAAUGUCUCCUACGAAGCGUUGUCGCGUUACACACAUCACAUCUCCUCCUCACUGCAUUCACCACCCUCAAACGGCAUGUUCUUUUCUCAAGCCAUACACUAUCACUGAAGGCGAAACUUUCGCCAGAAGAACCCGGAAAUUGUCACCUUGAUGUACAACUAACGGCCUCUCGUUCUCUUCGGGUUUCCGUUGAACCUAUGUCAGGUUCCAUCACACUUCGUGGGAAAGAUUUGCUUCACGGAACACCAAAUCUAUUGGAAGGUUUCAGUGGCGAUCGGGGUCCCUACAACUCAUCGAUAGACGAGAUACUAUCCCGUGUCACUCGGCUACGAUGCGUCACUGCGGUGGAUGAGAUUGAGUCCGGCGUCAAGGCACUCGGUCUCGAGCCUGUGAACCAAAGAGCACUUGGUCUUGAUCCUCGCAAGCUGUUCCCCUCUGGUGUGCUACGAAUUGCUUUCUUCACCCACCGACUUUGGAACCGGCAUUGGAUCGCCGCAGCCACCAGCAGCAUGGAUGGUGACCGCUGGUGGCUCGUUCGACUUCGGCCAGCCGGGCCAACCGAGCCAACCGGGCCAACCAAGACGAUACGCUUCCCUAUCAUGGCUUUCGAUAAUAUGAAUCUUCCACAGGCCCAUAUGGUCGGUACAACACUUGUGGCUUCGAAAAGGCGGCGACUCGACUACACGACGUGCGCCGAGCUGGUCCACGGUCUCACUGGAGUUCUGGCCAUUCAUGCGAACGCGCGUUAUCUGUCAGACCUACCAGCCAUGCAUAUUUGGCCAUCGUUGGAUGGUCUGCAGCUAGAAACAGAUCACAGAGUCCCCGAUGUCCUGUUUAACUACAAUCCGUCAACACUUCCGUCUGCUUUCCGGGUCACUUUGCCCUUCGGAGUGAAGAAGCAGUCGGAUUUCAAUGAAAUGAUUCGGCUGGCUUUCCAUGGAAUUGACGCCAAGAGCCGCUCUGUCAUAAUGAUGGCUCACGGCACUUUGAAGACUCGCAUCAAAUCUCUGGUUUUCCUCGUCUCAGAACUAGAUUCUUCAUUGAUCAUUGAAGACAAAGGCACUGGGUUUGCGCUUCGUUUGCCCGUGCCAGCUGGGCAUUCUCUUGUUGCUUGUCUUCUUGAACGCUUGCAGCGGCUCCAGUGUAUCCUCUCUAUUCUCCAGUCACUCAUACGGAAGGGAAUGGAGCCUCGAUCUCUGUCUUUAUCACAAAUCAGCUUUGCCUACGGGCCAGAGAAACGAUUCUCUGCGCUCUUUGAUAUCAGCGUCGAGGGGCCUUCUUUGUCUGACCACAUUGAUGUCGCAGAUGCUAUCUCCAAGUCUAAGCCAUUAUUCCAAGUGAAGCUGGCUAUCAAAUUCAAGAACUCCAGUCCUCACCGUCGAAUCCAAGAGCCCCUCACUGUGGCUUUGAACCAGCGGUCCUCUGAAGGCGGCGUUGAAACCAUUCUUCAGCUCUUGGCUCUCACACUUCCUCUUCUGCAGUCAUUGGAUCAAAUUACCCCUCAGUCAAGUCAAGUGGAUCCAUCAAUUGUGCAGAUCACCGUCCGCGGGCCUACUGUAUACCUCUUACACUAUCCUCGGUUGAAAUCUCGUUUCCAUUUGAGCGCAGUGACCCACCAAGACCGUUUGGUUUGGCUGAUAAGGGAUGCCAAUGGAACGGAUCAGUCUGGUCGUGAUCAAGUCACAGCCAUGAUACAAGAGAAAAUCUAUCAGUCGAAAGGCGAUGGUUGGACCGGCCUUGGAGAUGGAGUGAUCGCGGACAUCACCCACGUGGAAAGCCUCAUACUUGAACUGCACCAGCGUCUUAGUGCACCCGAUCUCCAACUUGACAAAGGAGCCGAAACCAAAGCCGAGCAAUUUCCGCAACCAAUGCAUAUGAAAGCUUCGACGCCUGCCGCUCCGCAGCAAGCAAGAGGGAAAACGGAUGUCAUCACCAUUGACUAG
Messenger RNA from Penicillium bovifimosum, 3285 nucleotides. Its product is annotated as mediator of RNA polymerase II transcription subunit 14. Gene Ontology annotation, biological process: regulation of transcription by RNA polymerase II. The transcript has 2 exons. Bases 1 to 3285 code for a protein of 1094 amino acids. The record is from RefSeq and is a predicted model, not a curated record. Gene Ontology annotation, cellular component: mediator complex; core mediator complex. Gene Ontology annotation, molecular function: transcription coregulator activity. Lineage: Eukaryota; Fungi; Ascomycota; Eurotiomycetes; Eurotiales; Aspergillaceae.